This is a messenger RNA of Chlamydomonas reinhardtii, 6496 nucleotides long. RefSeq lists its product as uncharacterized. The record is from RefSeq and is a predicted model, not a curated record. The transcript has a single exon. Lineage: Eukaryota; Viridiplantae; Chlorophyta; Chlorophyceae; Chlamydomonadales; Chlamydomonadaceae. Bases 107 to 6115 code for a protein of 2002 amino acids.
CGCAAGCUACUGUAUGCGAUUGCAACAAUCUUGUUACUCUUAGUCAUAAAGAUAAACAACAACGCCAAAAUGUGGCAGUAGCUGUCACAGUUUAUCGGAGGCAGGCAUGUCGACGUAUGGCUCAAUCCUAGCUGCGACCGCCAGCUCCAGGCCACUCAAUGAUUCCGGCAGGUAUGGCGUGCAGCUGCAGCCGCGGGCGGACUCGCAGGCGGGAACAUCCGGGAUGUCGAACAGCCACGGUGUCCGUGCCUGGUACCACUCGCAGCACCCGCUCGGCGCCACCUGGUCCCCCAGCCGCUCCCCUCCCCCGGCAUCCACCGCCAAUAACCACUGGCCCCGAACCACCAGCGUCAACCCACACCCAAGCAGCGCCUUGGCUGCUUCGCUGCCGCGGCCGGCCAGCCUCACGUCCACAACCACCACCCUGUCGCCGAAUGGAAAGGUGCACGUGGCCGCCUCCCCUGGCAGCGUGACUGGCCAGUCCGCCAGCCCCUCGCCGGCCCCGCGCCUGUCGGCCGCGCAGGCGCCGUACAGCAAUGCGCUGAUGAACCAGGUGCUGCUGGACUCUCUGCGCAACAUCAAGGCGUUGAGGCAGCACUCGCAGGCGCGGAUGCAACAGCAGCAACGGCAACAGGAGCAGCAGCAGCCUCAGUCCCCGAGGUCGCCCAGGUCGGCGAGACAGUCGCCCAGGCACUCCCAGCGCACCUCGCCGAACCAGCCGCGCACCUCACCGCUCCGAUCUGACCACCCGCGACAGCCACAGCAACAACAACAACAGCCGUCGCCGCCGGCACAUCAGCCACACCAGCAGCACCAGCAGCACCAGCACCAGCAGCUGCCGCAGGGCCAGGAGCUGCAGGACCGGCAGCAACAACAACACCAAUACCAACAGCAGCAGCGGCAGGAGAAUCAGGACCGCUUCUACCGGGAAAGCCAGGGUCAGCCGCAUCAGUCACCACCACCGCCGCAGCGACAGCAGCCGCACGCACACCUGGACUUGCACCGCUUCCAAUCGCUGCAGCCGGCAGCGCGGGGCGUAGCGCCAGUCCUAGGCGGCGCGGCCAGCAGGCUGCCGGACGGCCCCGGGAGCCCCUACGGCCGCGCCAGCGCCCCCCUGUCCUCCUACGGAGCCCGCGCCACGCAGCGUGCCGCAAGCGCCUCCAGUGCGACGGCGGGCGCGGCGGGACCCGAUGCCGCUGACCGCACCUUCCACCUGCCCCGCCGCGCGCCCGCGCACCCGUCGCCGUCGGCGCCGCUGGUGCUCCAACCCGACCCCAACGCCAGCAUUGCCGGUCUGCCCGUCAGCCCGCACCAGCGGCUGGUAUCCGACCAACACCGGCCCACUGCCUUCCAGGCGCGCCCGCUGUCGCCGCGCGCGCGGCCCGGCAGCGGCGCCGCGGAGCGCGCCGCCGCCGCGGCGGCCGCCGCACUGCCGCCCCCACCGCCGCCACUGCCCCCGCACCUUCGCAAUGAGAUCGGGACAGUGCCGGCACUCGCCGACAUGUGGCCGCCGGCAGUGGAGUCGCUGCGGGCGGUGGCGGCUGAACCUGGCGGCCAGCCACGCGCUGGUUAUGACCCAGUGCUGGCGGCGUCGUUGCCGCCGCUGCGCUCCCUUCCCACCCGCACGCUGCUGGCGGCGGCGGUGACGGGCCUGCAGCAGCAGCUGAACAACACAAUGGAGGCUCUGGGCUGCUUGUCCAGUCUGUCGGCGCUGAGUGCGUUGAGCUGCCUGCAGCCGGCGCUGCAGGCGCCCAUGCACGUGGUGCGCGAGCGCGCGGCGGCGGCCGCGACGGCGGUGGCGGCCGCGGCGGCGGACGCCGCGCGCGGGCUGCAGGCGGAACAGGAGCGCGCGCGGGAGGCGUGGCUGGCAGAGCAGCAGCGGCUGCAGCAGAAACAGGAGCUUUACCAGCAACAGCAGCAAGCAGUGCAGUCACAGCAGCAGCAGCGGACGGCGGCGCCGCCACCUUCACGGCAGGUUGUGCCGGCGGUUGCAGCCGUUGCAGCGGUCCCAGUGACAGCGGCAGUGGCGGCGCCUUCCAUCGCAACAACAGCGCCGGCUGCACAGGCAAUUGCUGACGAGGCGGCAGCGGCGCCAGCACCGCCGGAGGCCACGGCCCCAGUGGCAGCCGCAGCGCCGGCAGCUGUGGAGCUGCAGGCGCCCGCGGACCCGCCCGCUCACGACGCGCCCGUGCCCGCUGUUGCACGGGCAGACUCCAUGAAGCAGCCACAGUCACAGCCGGAAGUUGCUCUGGCAGCUGAAGGCUCAGCAGCAAACGCAGCCGCUGCUGCGCCGCCAUCACCUGCGCCGGCUGGGUCCGCACCUGCUGCAGUUGCCGCGGCCACAGCUCCAGCCGCUGAGGGCGGCGGUGGCGGUGGCGGCGGAGGUGCUGGCGGUUGGGGUGGCGGCGAUGAUGGUCACCUGGCGCUGUCGCCGCGCUCCUCCAUUGCCUCGGAGCUGGCACCACCGUCCAAAGCCAUCUGGCCCUUUGUUGAACUGGAGCACCCGCCGCCGCCGCAGCAGCAGCAGCAGCAGCAGCAGCCACCGCCACCGCUACAGACCCCUGGCACUGCCGAGGACCGAACCAGUCCUGCAGCUGGCGCCGGCGCCGGCGCCAGCAGUGUGAAAGGCGCGACGGGCCGAGCCGGCAGCAGCAUUAGGUCAAGCGCCGAGAUCGUGGCACCCAGCAACGCCGCGGCAGCGUCAGCGGCCGCCGCACUUGCGGCCGCCGCCGCCGCUGCCUCCCCUGCAGCGCCGGCCGGCGGCGUGGCGUCGUUUGCGGCGGCUGCCGACGUCAACGUGACGCUGAGCCCGGCGGCGCUGCAGCAGCUGCUGGCAGAGACGGCCCGCGCCUCCGCCGCCUCGGCCCUGGAUCUGUAUCACCACCGACACGUAAUGCAGCUGCAGCAGCAGCUGUACGACGAGCGGAUCCAGCAGCGAUCCGUACAGCUGGAUCGAGAGCGGGAGCUGAUGCGGCAGCUGCGGGAAGCUGCGGAGGCGGCGGCGGCCACCGCCGCAGGCCACGCGCAGUCGAGUGCGGCGGCGGCGCGCCGGGAUGGGGCCGCGGUGGCGGCGUCCCAGGCAGAGGCGGCGGAGGCGCGGGCGCAGGCGGAGCAGGCGCAGCUGGCGGCGGCGAAGGCGCGGUCGGAUGCGGCGGUGGCGCGGUGGAUUGCGGCGGCCUCGGCAGACAGCUGGAAUGCCAGCGACCCUGCCCUGCGCACCAUGAUCACUUUGGUGCCGGCGGCGUCACCCAUGCUGGGAACAGCGACAGCAAGCGCGACAGCAUUGACUGCGACGGCGGCGGUGACAGUGUCCUUGCCGGAGCCGGAGCGCGAGCGUGUGCGCGAGCGGGCAGCACCGGUAGCCGGAUCCGCUCAGUUGCUGAAGUCUGCAGCCGCCGCCGCCGCCGCAGCCGCAAUCGAGGCUGCUGCUGUGGACGCCGGCGCCGCCGCGGGGGCCGAGGCGGAGGAUGCGGUGGAGGCGGAGAUGCGGCGGCUGGGGCUGCGGGACGGGCUACAGGGCAUGGGGCCUGGAAGCGGUGCCGAGGCUGGGAACACGGAGGUUGGGACCGCGGCUGGCAAGGAGCAAGGACCAGAACGGAGACAGGAGGACGAGGAGGCACAAGAGGUGGAGGAGGAGCCGGAGCAGGAGGAGGAGGAGGAGCCUGAGGGUGAGGCGACGCUGUCCAUCCCGCCGCCUGUGGCCUCGCUGCGCGCGUAUGUGGCGGCUGCCAAGGCGGCGGGUGGGUCACGUGAAGGCGCCGAGGCGGGGGCAGGGGAGGCGGCGGGGCCACCAGCAGCAAGAGCCGGCCGCAGCGGGUCAGCUCCUCAGGACGGCCCGGCGGCGUCAGCGGCGGCGUACGUGUUCCGGAGGGACGGGGAGAGCUGGCCCAGUGCUGGGCUGGAGGCCGGGCAGGGGCGUGCAGCAGCACGGGAUGAGGAGGCAAUGGGGAGCCCGGCGGAUGAGAAAGACGGCGGAAGCGCGCACAAGGCGACUGUGAAACGCACCGAUAGCGGCGGCAGCAGCAGCAGCAGCAGCUCCAAGGCUAGCAGUAGCAGUAGCAACAGCAUUAGCAGCAGUGAGAGCGGGCGUGGUAAGGACGGCGGCGGCAGCCGUCAGCACGCCGCCGGCGCCGGCGGAGCCGGGGCCCACCACGCGGGCGACCUGGUCCCUGGGGAUGGCGGCGCGCAGGAGGAGGAGGCUGACGUGGCCGCUGUGGUUGCAGGGCCGGCGCCGGCGAGGCCCGUGCUGGGUCAGGGUGCGGGCGCCUUCGGCGCUGGCGCCGCCGGGCCCAGGCCGCAAGCCCGAGCGCGGCUGCCGGUGGCGGAGGGCCCGCCGGCGACGUCGGCAGCAGCAGCGGUUGCAGUGGUAGGGGAGGCGGCUGCACCUGGCGCCGUCACGGGUCCAGCAGGCGCUGGUGGCGGCGCCGGCGCGGGUCGGGGCGGGAGCCGUGCUGCCAGUCGGUCCGGCAGCAUGGGGCACGGUAGAGCCGCCGAGCCUAAGGCGGGAGUGGGGCCGGCGGCCGCGAAUGCGGGGCCGGUGCCGCCUGCGUCGGCAGCUGCUGCGGCUGCGGCUGCGGUGGGCGACGUAGAUGAGAGCGAGGAUGGCGGCGUGUGGGGCAGGGGCGUACGGCGUGGCGGCAGCGGCGGUAGCGAUAGUGGCGACAGCGGUGGCAGUGGCGGCAGCUGGAGGUAUGUGGAGCUCUUCCCCUCACCGCAGUCACAAGCACUAUCCGAGGGCGUGGCUAGUGGCCGGUACGGCAGUAGCACCGCCACCGCUGCAGCAACCCCGGCUGCCGGAGCAGGCGCCGGGCCGGUGGCAGUUGCGGAGGAGGGGCGCGGGCCGGUGGGCACAGGUCGCAGGCAGCGGGAGUGGCGCCACGGCUCUGAUUCGGGCACUGAGGAGCCGGAGGAGGAUCCGCAGGAGGCCACUGCAGCGGGCAGGACUCGAGAGCAGCCGCCGCAGCCGUCGCCAGCACAACCGCUGCCGCGGCCGCGGCCGGAUGAUGAUGAGGAUGAUGAGCUUAUGGAUGUCGAGGACGUGCCGGACUUGGAGGAGGUGGAGGAGGUGGGCGAGGUUAAGGAGGUGCCGGGGCAAAACGGAGCCUCCGCCGAGGCCGCUACAGCCAAAGAUGGAGUUGAAGUCGCCUCGGGGGCACCACAGCCUCAGCCCCAGUCGCAGCGGCCGGUGGCGGUCGACGGCGAUGCCACCGAUGCGGUCACGGCGGCGCCCGCACGUGCGCCGUCGGCGCGUUCGGUGCUGCUGCCGGCUGCAGACGCAGACGCAGGGGCAGGUGCAGAAGGCAGGAGCGUGGCGGUGGAGGGGCCGGCGACUGAGGUGCAGGCCACGCCGGCAGAGUCGAGUGUGGGCAGUGGCGGCCGCAGUGACGGGAGAUACAGCCAAGCACAGCAGUCACACGGGGUGCAUAUUACAUCCACCGCUGCCGCUGCCGAGGACGCGCCACGCAGGGGCUAUGCCACCGGCGCGAGUGACGGGGCACACAAGGACGACGCCGCCGACGCCGCCACUUCACCAUUCUCGCGGGCGCGUCCGCCGCCGCCGACUGCCGAGGAGGCACACGCUCCAGCGCCCCACGCUUCACCACCUGCCGCCCAGCCAGCAGCACCCUUAGCAGCUGCCGCCGCCGCCGCCGCGGCGGAUGCGGACAUUCCAGAGGAAGAGGCCCUCACGCGCCAGGGCAGUGCCAGCGCCCACCGCGGUAGCGCCAGCGGCGCCGCCGCCGCCGGUGACCGGCGUCAGCCGCUGCCGCUGCCGCCGCCGGCCGCGCUGGCGGCACUGUUGCAGCACUCACACUCGUUGGGCGGUGACGAGGUGGCGGACGUGUCGUUUGGCGACUCGUUGGCGUUCGUGGAUCCAUACGACCCCUUUGAGCGGUCGCUGCCGCUCUCGAUCAGCUUCGGGGCGCUUCUGGCGGCGGAGGCGGCGGGGCUGUCCACGGCGGCGGCGGGGGCGGCGGCAGGAGGGGCGGGUGGUGGAAGACGGGGCCGGGUCAGCGGCAGCGGCAGUGGCGGGCUGCCGGCGGGGCUGCCGCGGCCGGCGUCAGGGUCGCAGCUGCCGGCGCUGGGGGGGCGCUUCGGUGCCCUGCCGCCCGUUUGAGGCGUCCGGGUGGGGUGGGGGGGCACACGGCCCCCGGCUGUGUCAGGGUGCACUGUGAAGCAAUUGUACAGAGGCAGCGUUGGAAGCCAAAACGAAGGGAGCCAGUACAUAUGGGUGGGUGGGAGGGUUGUUGGAGGCUGGCAUGAUGCGCACUCAGUGCGGAUGUAAGAAGAAUGGAGUGCGCGUGUUUGGAUGCCUGUAAUGAAGGCUGGCCAGCGUCGCCGCAGUAAGCGGCACGAGGGCUUUGAAUGCAAGCUGCAAGUGGUGAAGACAGCCGGCAAAAGACACAUCUGGAUGUCGCCGGGCGUGUUCCACAGGGUGUAGCAGCGUUAUGUGCCGAAUGUAGCAGCGUUAGGUGCCGAACUUCAGCGUUCCACCUAC